Messenger RNA from Chlorocebus sabaeus (green monkey), 602 nucleotides. Lineage: Eukaryota; Metazoa; Chordata; Mammalia; Primates; Cercopithecidae. The record is from RefSeq and is a predicted model, not a curated record.
CUCUGUGUCUGAAACCAGAAUUAGUGAACGGAAGGUUGUCUGUGGAUAAGAAUCAGUAUGUUGAGCCUGAAAAUGUCACCAUCCAAUGUGAUUCUGGCUAUGGUAUCGUUGGUCCCAAAAGCAUCACUUGCUCUGAGAACAGAACCUGGUACCCAGAGGUGCCCAGGUGUGAGUGGGAGACCCCUGAAGGCUGUGAACAAGUGCUCGCAGGCAAAAGACUCACGCAGUGUCUUCCAAACCCAGAGGAUGUGAAAAUGGCCCUGGAGGUGUAUAAGCUGUCUCUGGAAAUUGAACAACUGGAACUACAGAGAGACAGGGCAAGAAAAUCCACUUUGGAUAAAGAACUAUAAUUUUUCUCAAAAGAAGGAGGAAAAGGUGCCUUGCUGGCUUGCCUCUUGCAAUUCAAUACAGAUCAGUUUAGCAAAUCUACUGUCAAUUUGGCAGUGAUAUUCAUCAUAAUAAAUAUCUAGAAAUGAUAAUUUGCUAAAGUUUAGUGCUUUGAGAUUGUGAAAUUAUUAAUCAUCCUGUGUGUGGCUUAUAUUUUUGCUUUUCAAGAUACAAAGCACAAUCUUUUUCUCGAUUAAAAAUGUACGUUAUAAAAA